Molecule: messenger RNA, 6497 nt
Organism: Salarias fasciatus (jewelled blenny)
Lineage: Eukaryota; Metazoa; Chordata; Actinopteri; Blenniiformes; Blenniidae
Gene: thoc2
Product: THO complex 2
Exons: 37
Coding region: 61-4728 (1555 amino acids)
Biological process (GO): mRNA export from nucleus; mRNA processing
Cellular component (GO): THO complex part of transcription export complex
Molecular function (GO): mRNA binding
Source: RefSeq, a predicted model, not a curated record
UCCACAUUUGACCCUGUGUGUGCCAUGAUUAACUAGACAUCCGGGCUGUGUGGAUGGAAGAUGGCGACACUUAUCCUCCCUGCUGAAUGGUUCAAAAACUGGGAAAAAUCAGGAAAACAAGAGUUCGUUCAACUCUGCAAAGACCUAACAGAGAAAACAGAUCAUGGGAGUCAAAUUCGAGAGAUACAGGCUGCCUUGUACGAGCUCUGCCACCAGGUUGUGCAGGGAAACCUGAAGUUGGAUCUUGUCGUCGGUGUCCUUGGGGACAUGAUGGACCUCAGAGACGACAUGCCAUCAGUUUUAGCAGAUGUGUUCAGUAUACUCGAUUUAGAGACUGGUGCACUGGAAGAAAAAAACAAGCGUGACCACUAUACACAAUUGGUUGGAGCUUGUUUGUUUUUUGUCCCUGAGGCCAUCCUAAAGGAGAGGCUGGAUCCAGAAACCCUCGAGUCCCUCGGACUCAUCAAACAAGCCCACCAGUUCAAUCAGAAGAUUGUAAAAAUCAAGACAAAACUUUUUUACAAGCAGCAGAAGUUCAACUUGCUAAGGGAAGAAAAUGAGGGCUACGCUAAACUGAUCACUGAGCUGGGACAAGACCUGUCAGGCAACAUCACCAGCCACAUCGUCUUGGAGAGCAUCAAAUCCCUAAUAGGAUGCUUCAACCUAGACCCUAACCGUGUCUUGGACAUAAUCUUGGAGGUAUACGAGAGUCGAUCUGACCAAGAUGACUUCUUCCUGUCCCUCAUCAAAUCCUAUAUGUGUGAGCCUCUCACACUUUGCCACAUUUUGGGCUUCAAGUUCAAAUUUUACCAGGAACCCAAUGAGGAAACCCCCAAGUCACUUUACCACAUUGCUGCUGCUUUGCUUCACCAUAACUUGAUAGAGCUGGAGGAUCUCUACAUACAUCUCAUGCCACUAGAUGCCGCUAUUGUGGAGGAACACAAAAAUGAGAUCUCGGAGGCCAAGCAGAUUGCUCGCAAGCUGGUGAUGGUCGUGCUGCCUUCUGACAAGAAUGAAGACAAAGAAAAGGAGAAGGACAAGGAAGAGGAAAAGAAUGACAAGCCACCUGAUAACCAGAAGCUCGGACUCCUGGAAGCCCUGCUUAGGAUUGGAGACUGGCUCCACGCCCAGAGUAUUAUGGACCAGAUGCCUUCUUUCUACGCUACUUCGCACAAGCCCAUUGCACUGGCGCUUUGCCAGCUUGUGCACCUGACUGUGGAGCCUCUCUACAGAAGGGCUGGCGUUCCGAAAGGGGCACGGGGAUGUGUAAUGCAUCCACUGAGAAACAAGCGAGCCCCUCAGCCUGCUGAGAACUUUGAGGACUUGCGCAGGGACAUAUUCAGCAUGCUCGGCUACCUGGGCCCUCACCUCUCCCAUGACCCCAUCCUUUUCGCCAAGAUUGUGCGUUUAGGCAAGGCCUUUAUGAAAGAGUACCAAAGUGAUGGAAACUCUGAGGUCAGAGACAAGAUGGAAACACUGUUGAGUUGUUUCCUGAGUGUUGCAGACCAGGUGCUACUACCCUCCCUCAGUCUGAUGGAGUGUAAUGCUUGCAUGUCUGAGGAACUGUGGGGGCUCUUCAAACUCUUUCCCUACUAUCACAGGUACCGGUUAUAUGGGCAAUGGAAAAAUGAGACUUACUCCAGCCAUCCGCUGUUGGUUAAAGUCAAAGCUCAGACUGUGGAAAGAGCCAAAUAUAUUAUGAAGCGGUUGACCAAAGAGAAUGUGAAACAAUCUGGAAGGCAGAUUGGCAAACUGAGCCAUAGCAAUCCCACCAUCCUCUUUGAUUAUAUGCUCUCCCAGAUCCAGUGGUACGACAACCUCAUCGUUCCAGUGGUGGACUCUUUGAAAUACCUCACAUCUCUCAACUACGACGUGUUGGCCUAUUGCAUCAUCGAAGCACUUGCCAACCCCGAGAAGGAGAAGAUGAAGCAUGACGACACCACCAUCUCCUCAUGGCUUCAGAGCCUGGCAAGUCUGUGUGGAGCCGUGUUCAGAAAGUACCCCAUUGAGCUGGCCGGCCUCCUUCAGUAUGUCACCAACCAGCUCAAAGCAGGAAAGAGCUUUGACCUGCUGAUCCUGAAGGAGGUGGUGCAGAAAAUGGCUGGCAUUGAGAUUACAGAUGAGAUGACCUCGGAGCAACUGGAAGCGAUGACGGGAGGGGAGCAGCUCAAAGCUGAGGGAGGCUACUUUGGGCAGAUCAGGAACACAAAAAAGUCAUCGCAGCGACUGAAGGACGCUCUGCUCGACCACGAGCUCGCAUUGCCACUGUGUCUCCUCAUGGCUCAGCAGCGAAACGGCGUGGUGUUCUUGGAGGGAGGAGAGAAACAUCUCAAACUUGUUGGCCACCUUUAUGACCAGUGUCAUGACACAUUGGUGCAGUUUGGUGGCUUUCUGGCCUCCAACCUCAGCACAGAGGAUUAUAUCAAGCGGGUCCCCUCCAUCGACAUCCUUUGUAACCAGUUCCACACUCCACAUGAUGCUGCCUUCUUUCUGUCUCGGCCAAUGUAUGCCCAUCAGAUUUUGUCCAAGUACGAUGAGCUGAAGAAGGCAGAAAAAGGCAAUCGGCAGCAACAGAAGGCACACAAGUAUGUGGCAGCCUGUGAACAGGUGAUGGCGCCAGUGCACGAGGCUGUGAUAUCGCUCCACCCAGCCAGGGUCUGGGAUGACCUCCGCCCUCAGUUCUACGCCACCUUCUGGUCGCUAACCAUGUACGAUUUGGCCGUGCCGCAGUCUGCCUACGACCGUGAGGUCAAUAAGCUAAAGGCCCAGAUCAAAGCCAUCGAGGAAAACCCCGAGAUACCAUUGAAUAAGAAAAAGAAGGAGAAGGAACGUUGCACGGCCCUGCAGGAGAAACUCCAAGAGGAGGAGAAGAAGCAGUUGGAGCACGUACAAAGAGUUCUGCACCGGCUCAAACUGGAGAAGGACAACUGGUUGUUGGCCAAGUCCACGAAGAAUGAGACCAUUACAAAGUUCCUGCAGCUCUGUCUGUUCCCUCGCUGCAUCUUCUCGUCCAUCGAUGCCGUGUACUGCGCCCGCUUCGUUGAGCUGGUCCACCAGCAGAAGACACCCAACUUCUGCACCCUGCUGUGCUACGACAGAGUGUUUUCUGCGACCAUUUACACCGUGGCCAGCUGUACGGAGAACGAGUCCCACAGAUACGGACGCUUCCUCUGCUGCAUGUUGGAGACGGUGACCCGCUGGCACAGUGAUCGCGCCAUCUAUGAGAAGGAGUGUGUCAAUUACCCCGGCUUCCUGACCAUCUUCAGAGCCACGGGCUUUGACGGAGGAAACAAAGCAGAUCAGCUAGAUUAUGAGAACUUCAGGCAUGUGGUGCAUAAAUGGCACUACAUGCUGACUAAAGCUUCGGUUCACUGCCUGGAAACGGGAGAUUACACCCACAUCAGGAACAUUCUGAUUGUGCUCACCAAGAUCCUGCCGUGCUACCCGAAGGUCCUGAACCUGGGCCAAGCGCUGGAGUGCCGUGUCCACAAGAUCUGCCUUGAGGAGAAGGAUAAGAGACCAGAUCUCUAUGCCUUAGCAAUGGGUUAUUCAGGUCGCUUGAAAAGCCAGAAGGUUCACAUGGUUCCAGAGAAUGAGUUUCACCACAAGGAACAGCCAGCGCGCACCACGCCUGCCAGUCAGCAGAACGGCCCCGGCAGCACCGGCAAGCCCGCCACCAGCACCAGCAAGAUGGAGGAGGGGACAUCGGAGGACGGCGACCGGGGAAAGGAUAAAUCUCAGGGGACUACAAAACCAGUGAACAAAGCCAACAGUGCAGCAGCCAAAGUGACCACCAGCAACGGGAAUGGUGCUCUCAACAGCACCAAAACUGUUAAAGAUCGGGACGACAAAGAAAAGAGUGGGAAGGAGAAAAAAGAGAAAAAGGAGAAGACACCAGGCGGCAUCUCCGAUACAAAGGCAGAGAACAGACGAGAGAAGCAGAGAGAUGAGAGAGCAGGGAAGGAGGAGCGAAUGCCGCGUGAGGGUAAGGAGAAGACCCCAAAGGCAGAUCGGGAAAAGCUGAAGUCAGAGGAGAAGAGCAUCAAAGACGACAAGGCCAAAGCCGGAAACGGGGAGCCAAUGGAACCGUCCAGGGAGCGUGACGCCAUCAAGGAGUCCAAGAGCAAGGAGAAAGGCGACAGGAAUGCUAUGCCGGGGUCCCUCAAGUCACCAGGCUCGAGAUCCGAGUCCGCUGAAUCUGAGAGGGAUCAUAAAAGACGAAAGCUCGACAGCCACUCUUCCCCGUCCCACUCCUCAUCUGUAAAGGACAAUAGCAUCGAACCCAAGGAGUCCACAUCCAAGCACCACAUCACCUACAAUUCACUCUCGCGGUCCAAGAGCAGAGAGAGGGAGCUGGACAAGAAAGACUCAGAGAUCAUACAAGGCCGAUCCAAAGAGAAGAAGGAAGAAAAGGAUCGCAAAGAGAGGAAAAGAGAACACAACAUCAAUGAUCGAGAGACGAGCCAAGAAUCCAAACGCAGGAAGGACGAGAACGGCACCAAUUCCUCCAAAAACAGCAAGAGCACAAGUCCUUCCAGUGACUCCCCGCUGUCGGUGGAGAAGGAGAAGAGCAAACGAAAAUCAUCCAGCAAGGAGAAGAUGGAGUCUGUGAAAGCGGAGCGAACGUCCUCCGGGGGGAAAAAGGAGUCCAGACAUGACAAAGAAAAGAAAGAGAAGAGGGACAGCAGCGGCGGGAAAGAGGAGAAAAAGCAAUAUCCUUACAUGUAGACAGAGACUGUGUCGCUCGGCGGCAGUGGUUCGCGCUCUACGGUCUGCUCACUGAAUCCCAUCCAAAGCGGCGGAGGACACCUGCUCUGCGCCAAUCCGUCAUCCUGAGUUCACUCACUAAAAUUUAGUGUCGCCACUUUGUGCCGGGUGCAGCUGCUCGCCGCUCCGAGUCUGUUUUCCAUUACGGGGGAAAUGACUUCCAUUUCUAUCCAUUGUGUGUCACGAAGCGCACUGGAGAUCCAAUAAACGCCGCGGCGGAUGUCACUCCGCAGCGAGACGCCAGCCAACGGGACCUGCUUGUAAACAUAAUUAGCACACUAAUCCUCAUGGUAGAAGUGUGGGACUUGUCUGAUUCGAGCAUUAAACCGUCGACUCAUGUCUGUCCUGGAUAAAGACCCUCCCUCUGAUCCGGGGAGCCGGGCUGAGGAUCCUUCCAGGACAGCUGUAAUGUUCCACUUUCAGACAAGUUUUCACAUUCUUGUUUUUUUCACCCCCUGGUUAAAUGAUGCGAGAUGUCGAUUCGAAGUCUGUACACCAGCUUCCGUUUAAUUGAUUCGUCAUCAGAGUCCGACUGAAGCUGCUCCCAGAUGAUUUUCCACGUCCUGACAGAGCGCUGGCACGUCGGCGUCUCGCUGGGGUUAAUUUUAGCAUUUCCCUUAACAGGCACACUCAUAAAUCCUCUGACAAGCACAGAUAAUGUGCGUUAAUCAGUGAGGGUAAGACCCGUUGGGCCUCCUCAGAACCCGCUCCUGAAAGCAGCCUCGUUCAGUGUCCGACGCGUUCUCGGUCCUCUUUGAUCCUCGCGUGCCGCCGCUGCCGCUGCUGCAGAACUGGAGACGCUGUGCUUUUAUCUGCGAGACAUCUGCACCUCCAUCUGUACUCCGUUGUUAACUCCAACUCCGAUUUCUUUCUGCCUGGUGUUUUUGUUUUUGUUUUUUUCGCUGUCCUGUAAACUCCCGGCCCCGGUGUUGUAGUUCACCUCACAGACUUUCAAACCUUCACUUAAACCAGCUCGGAUGUUUCGGUUCUUUUUUUUUUUUUUUCUUUUUUAUUACUGACUAUGGACACAAUGUGCAGCCAUAUUCACAGUGUUAUUGUUUUUACUACAGAAGAGGUCACUGUAUGAAAUGAUCUCUUGGUAGCAUCUGGUCAUGGAUUCAAUACCCCCAUGCUUGGAAAAUGUGGAUUUUUUUUUGUUUUGUUUUGUUUUUUGUACUUGGCCCAGCUUUGCUUUUUUUGCUCAUUUUAUUAGAGAUAACAUGCUUUCCAUGCUCACUUACCUCAAAUCCUUCUGAGAUAUUUAGAUACCUUUUAUUUAUUUAUCUCCGUCUUUUAAUCCGAGUCAGACCGUAGAUGUAAGUGAGGAAGCGUACAAAGGACCAGUUUGUAAAUUGUGUACAAUAAUAAAGAGUGUAACAUGAAAUUCACAUCAUGUUAUUUCUGUUUUUUUGUUUUUAAAUUGAUGUCCCAUGCUGUUCUUUUGUGAGCUUUUUUUUUUUCGUUUUGUUUUCUGUUAAUCAGGUUUUUACAUAAUUUAUAAAAAAAAAAAAAAAAGUCAAUUCAAUCUUGAUUCAAAUGCAAAAUUGUAAAGAAAAAAAAAUCCUGAAACAAUUCUGAGCUCAGUACUCCAAAUGGAACUGCUUUGGAAAAUGACAUUUGGAGAUUUUAUCUGCUGUACUCAAUGAGUGUAAGCUUUUUUUUUUUCCCUUCUUUUCAUUUAUUUUUUAAGACGAACCCCAAUAAAUAGUUUUCCUAGUGUGUCACUUUGA